Molecule: messenger RNA, 2417 nt
Organism: Rhododendron vialii
Lineage: Eukaryota; Viridiplantae; Streptophyta; Magnoliopsida; Ericales; Ericaceae
Product: protein NLP7-like
Exons: 6
Coding region: 78-2306 (742 amino acids)
Molecular function (GO): protein binding; DNA-binding transcription factor activity
Source: RefSeq, a predicted model, not a curated record
UAAAAUUCCUCGGUGAGGAAAGUAGGACUCCUAUCCUAUCCUAUAAUAGAGGGAAGGGUGAGGUGGCAACUGGGUUCAUGUUUGGUGGGUUCGCCGAUCGAUUUCUUUGCGAAGAAUUGAAGAUGACGGCCAUAGACGGAAGUGUUGAUGAUGCCGGUACAUUCCUUGGAGUUGAGGAGUUCCCUCCCAAUUUCAAGGAAUACAUAGAGAAGGAACGACUCAAUUGCUCGCGAUUUGAAGGAGAUCAAUAUAUUUUUGAGCGUCCCUGUCGUGGAUGGGUUUUCUGGAGCCAACAAGACCACCAGACCCAACCCGAUAAUUUUGCGGACUUAAUCAGUCAUGCUCUCCAAAAAUUGAUAUUCAAGAAGGAACUUAAUUGUCACCUAGUUCAAUUUUGGGCACCCACAAAAACGUCCGAGGGGCGGACUUUGCUUACUACUCAAUUCCAACCUUUUGCCAUUGGCACAGCAGAAUACGCUCUGGAUGAGACCCGUAAGCUUUGUGAGUACAGGAUGGGGAUGUGUAGGGAGGAGUAUAACUCCUUCUACGCAGAUGCAGAGUGUGCAGAAGAACAACUUGGGCUUCCUGGCCGUGUCUUCCUCAAUAAACUCCCCGAACACGCUCCGGAUGUGAAGCAUUACACUCUCAAAGAGUAUCCACAGCGCGACCUUGCUUUACAUUGCGGGAUUCAAUCAUCUUGGGCUGUGCCAGUGUUCCACCAUUUCAGCCACACCUGUGUUGGUGUACUUGAGAUUGUGUCUCCGUGCUCCAUGGUUCGAGAUUGGCAUGACAAAUCUUUCCUCGGCGAAAUGUAUGACAUUUUUCAGGAGUUUGGUCUGCAAUGUUUUGUUGGAUAUAACCACUACGAAAUGGAAAUCAGGGAUGAAAAUAAAGCACGCACAACUGCCUUCCAGGAACUCAACACGGUGUUGAAAACGGUGUGCGAAAUUCAUAAUCUACCCUUCGCUAUGACAUGGGUCCCUUGCAGUGUUUGCAACGGUUUACUGCAAGGGCCACUCCUGUCCGAGGCUGUGGAAUAUUGUGGGCACAAUGAGGACGAGUUUGAUGAGUUCGUAAAAGUCAUUAAAUGCAGUCACUUAGGAAAGGGAGGGGUUGCCGGGAUGUUACUUUCAUCUCCCAACAUGUUGUACUGCUCGGACAUAACCCAACUCAGCUUAACUGAGUACCCCUUGGUACCCUAUGCACAACUGAUGGAAUUCCGUGGUUGGUUCACAUUAUGCUUGCAGAGCAGUUACACUGCAAAUGACAUUUAUGCAGUAGAGUUUUUUUUGCCCACGAGAAACAGAUGCGGUGACAACUCAUGGACCUUAUUGAGCUUGAUAUUGGGAACAAUGGAGGACAAUUUCAAAACUUUUAAGCUUGCUUCUGGCCAAGAACUGGGGGAAUUAUUAUCAGUUAAAGUUAUUGAUUUUCAGAAGGGUCAAAAACUUCAUUCUGUUCAAAAGAUCCAAGCUAAGGGUGGAGGAGUGAUGUUGCAUCUACGUCAACUGGAUCAGGCAUCAACAGGUGCCAUAUACAGUGGAACAAAUGUCAUUAGUGAAGAUCAAAACUACAUUUUGUCUAGUCUUGAAGCCUUGCAGAAUGGAGAAGUGACGAUGCAACUAGAUUCAUCUCGUCAGCCACCAUUGGACCCUCCAAACAAUGGACAGAAUGUCGUCAUUGAAGAACGAAACAUCAUUACAGUUAAUAGCUCAAAAGAACGCAAAAGAAAGACGGAAAGGAAACAUAGAGGAACUGGAGUUAGAAUUGAAGUUUCGUGGGAGGAUAUCCUUGAAUGUGCAAAAAAUAAAAUGAGUCGUAAAGGGGCUGCGGAGAAACUCCAAGUUAGCAUAUCGACAUUGAAGCGUGUAUGUAGGGAUUAUGGUCUUGAUCGGUGGCCACCUCGCAAUCAAAACAUAAAAAAGUUCCCUUCCUUUCGGUCCUCACCUGUUGAGAACGAGGGACAAACCCGACAACAUCUAAAUUCUGAUUUGCCUUCGAAUCAAGCCUCGGAUAGUGUUGCUCACACAAAGCCAGCAUUCCAAGGUGCAAAUAUAGUGACAAUUAGGGCGAACUAUGAAAAUAAUAUGAUAAAGUUCCGGCUGUCUUUGCCGUCUAGAUUAGUAGCGCUUCAGCAAGAAGUGGCUAAAAGACUGAACCUGGAAGCUGGAACUUACUACAUCAGGUAUGAAGAUGAGGAAAAUGAGUUGAUUUUAAUAGCUUGCGACCAGGACUUACAAGAUUGUAUAGACACUUUCAAAUCAUUGGGCAACACUUCGGUUGUGGUGCAGCUUGAGCCCAAAUAGCCCAGUAUCCAUCGACCUUCUUGUAGUUUUUGACAUCGUUUGUUUUAAUUCCUGUGAUUUUCAAGUGCUUUUUUUAAUGGUAAUAAUACUGCUGCCCCAGUGAAAAGAUCA